This is a messenger RNA of Neurospora tetrasperma FGSC 2508, 6023 nucleotides long. RefSeq lists its product as uncharacterized. The transcript has 8 exons. Gene Ontology annotation, biological process: mRNA processing; nuclear-transcribed mRNA poly(A) tail shortening; transmembrane transport. Gene Ontology annotation, molecular function: nucleic acid binding; poly(A)-specific ribonuclease activity; protein binding. Gene Ontology annotation, cellular component: PAN complex; P-body. Lineage: Eukaryota; Fungi; Ascomycota; Sordariomycetes; Sordariales; Sordariaceae. Bases 259 to 5790 code for a protein of 1843 amino acids. The record is from RefSeq and is a predicted model, not a curated record.
CGUCCCAAAUAUUGUUGCCGGCUUCGAUUCGCACAAGACGAAAGCUACCGGGAGUGUCCCUACAGUUGCGAAAAGAGACCGUCUUGCCAUUCCGCACCUGCAGUACCCGCUAGGACUUGUUGGCUCAUCAACAAACGUAUAAGAGAGACCCCGGACAACACAUACACACGUGUAUCUUGUCGGUGUCUUCCCACUGUUCUUCAGUCGUUCUAGAAUCUUGUCAACAAGUUCAUCCAUACGCCUCAAAUUUCAAGAACCAUGUCCACUGUCAAGCAAUCGGCCCAGGCCGCCACAUCAGAUGUCGUUGACACCGCUAAGAACGCCACGGCCGAGACGGUCACUGCCGCCACCGACUUUCUCCACACUCCGGCCGUCCGGGCAGCGCUCCCCUUCAUCAAUGGUGGUCUCAGCGGCAUGGUGGCCACAACAGUCAUCCAGCCCAUCGACAUGAUCAAGGUGCGUAUCCAGCUGGCCGGCGAGGGCAAGGCCGGCGGUCCCAAGCCGACCCCCCUCGGCGUCACGCGCGAUAUUAUCGCCAGUGGCAAGGCCAUGGACCUUUACACUGGCCUCUCGGCCGGUCUCCUCCGACAAGCCGUGUACACGACGGCCCGCAUCGGCUGCUUCGACACCUUCAUGAGCCGGCUCUCGGCGCGGGCCAAGGAGAAGGGCCAGUCGGUAGGCUUCAAGGAGCGGGCCUCGGCCGGUCUCGCGGCCGGUGGUCUCGCCGCCAUGAUCGGCAACCCGGCCGAUCUCGCCCUCAUCCGCAUGCAAAGCGACGGCCUCAAGCCCGUGGCGGAGCGCAAGAACUACAAGUCGGUCAUUGACGCCCUCGGCGGCAUUGCGCGAAACGAGGGCGUCGCGGCGCUCUGGGCCGGUGCUGCCCCCACGGUGGUGCGCGCCAUGGCGCUCAACUUUGGUCAGCUGGCCUUCUUCUCGGAGGCGAAAGCGCAGCUGAAGGCCAGGACGCAGUGGUCGAGCAAGGUGCAGACACUCAGUGCCAGUGCUAUUGCCGGCUUCUUUGCCUCGUUCUUUAGCUUGCCGUUUGACUUUGUCAAGACGAGACUGCAGAAGCAGACGAGGGGCCCGGAUGGAAAGUUACCAUAUAAUGGUAUGGUGGAUUGCUUUGCUAAAGUGGCGAAGCAGGAAGGCGUGUUUAGGUUUUAUCGGGGUUUUGGAACGUAUUAUGUGCGCAUUGCGCCGCAUGCCAUGGUGACGCUGCUUGUUGCUGAUUACUUGGGCUGGUUGACCAAGUCCUCGACAAAGCCUCUCUGGCUAACUAACCAUGCUCUUGUCUCUCAGCUGGGCUGUGUUGCCUACCCGUCGCCAAUCCAUCCAGACUACCAUGCCGGACCCGCGUCGACAAUAGCCUUUGAUAACCAAGAUGAGCUGCUAUGGAUCGGCACCCAAAAGGGCUUUGCCGGCUCCUUCAUCGGCCGCGAGCUCAAGCGAUUCACUGCCUUCCGAAUACACCCCGAAACCGACGGUCCCCUCCGCCAAUUCCUCUUCGUCGACAAGGGCGUCAUCUUCCUCGGAAGCCGGAGCGUCUACAUGGCAGCACGUAGUGGCGUGCCCAUCUGGAGUAUCCGCCAUGAGUCCAUGCAGGAUCUGCGUGCCAUGUCCUUCACUAGCAAGGGGACCUCCGAGAUCCUCGUGGCCGGCUGGCAGAACAAGAUGUUGGUCAUUGACGUCAACAAGGGCGAGGUCGUCAAGGAGCUCCCAACACAAGAUCAGUACUCCUUCCUCAAGAUGAGCCGGUACAUCUGCGCGGCAACAAACAAGGGCACCGUCAACAUAUUGGACCCCAUUACUUUUACUAUCAAGAAACAAUGGCAGGCCCACGGGGCUUUCAUCAACGAUCUGGACACGUCCAACGACUUUAUUGUCACAUGCGGUGGCUCACACAGGCAGACACACAACACCCCGGCCAUACUCGACCCUUACGUCAAGGUGUUUGACCUGAAGAACAUGAGUGCUAUGAACCCAGUUCCCUUUGCGCCGCUGGCCGCUCACGUGAGGAUGCACCCGAGGAUGUUGACAACGGCCAUUGUCGUCAACCAGGCGGGCCAAAUCCACGUGACGGAUCUGUUGAAUCCAAGCAACAGCCAGGUCUGCUACACGCAGCCUCAGGGCGUGGUGCUGCAUUUCGACGUGUCGAGAACCGGAGAAGGAAAAGCACUUGCGGAUAACAAGCACAACACCUACAUCUGGGGGUCGCCCAACAAGAUCCAGUUUACCGAGAUAGGAAUCCCGCCUAGGUUGCCGGACCCUCCCCAGCCGUCGUUGUUGCCGCCAGAUCCAGACAUGUUGGAGGAACUACCCCUGAGCCGCAUCGGCUUGCCUUAUUACCGAGAACAGCUGUUCUCAGCCUUGCCGCCGGAUAUCAUCUCCGACGUGGGCGCUCCUCCGCAGCAGAUCGAUCCGAACAUCUUGAGCACUCUUACCAAGACCGACUGGGGAUACAUUGGUCCCAACAAGACGGGCUUGCAGAGAAACCAGUACAUAGAUACCCGGUCGACUAUGAAGACUUCCAACACAAUACGAGCACCCAAGUUCUUGAGUGAAAAGGCGCGCGAGUCACAGACGGGUUCAGAAGACAACGCCCUUGCUACUACCGAAUCGGCGAUGAUGACUCCGAACAACGAUCAUUGGAGUCUGAGGCCGGAGGCGCCGCCUGAAUAUAGGAUAUGUGAGAUUAAGUAUAGCAAGUUCGGUGUGGAUGACUUUGACUUUGGUUUCUUCAACAACACCCCAUACCCUGGCUUGGAGAAUAACAUAACAAACUCCUAUGCCAAUUCCCUACUGCAGGUCAUGCACUACACCCCCCUGUUGCGAAACAUGGCCCUUCAGCACGCUGCUACGGCCUGUCUAGCUGAUCCGUGUCUGCUGUGCGAGCUGGGUUAUGUUUUUGACAUGCUGCAGAAAGGUGAAGGGCCUUCUUGCCAUGCUACUAACAUGCUCAGGGCUCUUAAUCAUACUAGUAACGCUUCCGUUAGUGGUGUCCUCGAGGAUAUCGCCAAAGACAAGAACCCAAGCACUCUGGUCAAGAACCUCACCAUGUUCCUUUUCGACAAGAUCAGCCAGGACUACAAGGGCACUCCUCCGAUUUCUACCGAACUCGAAAGGACUCUGUUCAAGCUGAACCAGCCUCCGAAUCCUCUUGAUUUAGUCAAGAGACUUCUAGAGACCGACGCAAGGUAUCAGAUCAAGUGUAUGCACUGUCAACAUGUCAGCCCAAGGACAGCAACGACAUUCGUCAACAAGCUCUGCUACCCAGCAGCGAAACCAAACAUUCGCGGCAUGAAGGCACAACGCAUCACUUUCUCGCAAGUGCUCAAGGCUGGACUCGAGAACGAGGCUGUGAACAAGGGUUAUUGUACCAAGUGUCAGCGCUACCAAAACCUUGACCAGCGCAAGAUCAUCUUCAACAUCCCGGCUGUUUUGGCGCUCUGCACAGAGAUCACCACUGCCGAGCACCGCAAGUUGUGGUCUACCCCUGGAUGGCUGCCGGAGGAGAUUGGUAUCAUAGUUGACCAAGGCCAUGUUUACUGCUAUGAAGGGGAUGACCUCAAGUUGCAUCUCAACAGGGGGAUACAUAAUAUCACAGUAUACUCGUUGGUGGGUACGGUGGUUAACGUUGAGACCAAGUCACCACAGAAGAGUCAUUUGGUGGCUACUGUUAAUGUUGGGCGCGCGGAGCCAGAGAGCAAAGACCAGGAUCGCUGGCAUUUGUUCAACGACUUCUCGGUACGGGGCAUUUCCAAGGUUGAGGCACUUACCUUCAACGCUGCUUGGAAGAUGCCGGUUGUCGUCAUGUUCCAGGUCAAGGCGGCCAACCAUCGCUUCAACAUGGACUGGAAGACACGUCUGGACACCUCCGUCCUCUUCAGGGAUAACAACCCACAUGCCCUCAAGACGUACGAACUACUCGACCGAGAGACAGAAAUUCCCGGUCCCGAAACUGUCAUCGCAAUUGAUACGGAAUUUAUUCGACUUAAGGAGAGAGAGAUCCAUAUCGACGAAGACGGGAAAUCCAAAACCAUUCGACCCAUCUCGCACGCUAUCGCGCGUGCCUCGGUUGUCCGCGGCCAAGGCUCCAGGGAAGGCGUUGCCUUCAUCGAUGAUUACAUCCACAUCAAGGAAACCAUUGUUGACUAUCUCACCGAGUGGUCCGGUAUUACACCCACCGAUUUGGAUCCCAUCAACUCCCAGCGCAACCUCGUCUCGCCCAAAACUGCCUACAAAAAACUCUGGGUCCUCGUUAACCUGGGUUGCAAGUUCCUCGGUCACGGCCUCAGCCAAGAUUUUCGCGUCAUCAAUAUCCAAGUGCCUAGAAAUCAGGUUAUCGAUACGUCUAUCAUCUUCAUGAAGCCGCCUUCUCAGCGCAAGAUUUCGCUUGCUUUCUUGGCUUGGUAUUUGCUCAAGGAAGACAUCCAGCAGAACACCCACGACUCUAUCGAAGACGCCCAGACGGCGCUGAAGUUGUACAGAAAGUACGAAGAGUUCAUGGCCGACGGGAGCUUCCACGAUGUCUUGGAAGCGCUUUACAAAAAGGGCAAAACACUCAACUUCAAGCCGCCACGUAUCUCCACCGGUGCAGCAAAGGACGCUGGUUUCGGAGCUGUACACCGCGUCGGCACUCCUCCCGUGCCUGCACCCGGGACGACCGAGGGAAGCUUUGAAAUCUCCAAUUCAUCAACAACAACAACCGGCGGUGGCGCCCUCUCCGCCACCGGCGGCAUGGGAAGCGCGAGCGCGAGCAGUAGUAUGCCGUCCACCCCCGUCAGGAAGCCCAUCGGUCUCGGAGGACCGUUUACCGUUGCUGGUGUUGUCAAGCCAAGCCCGGCUACUAGCCUUGAUAAUUUUGGUGCUGGUGCUGUUGGCACGGGAAUCACAAGAGCAGCAGGAACAAUGGGUGGUGGAUACGGUGGUUAUGGUACGGAUGGCGCGUAUUGGGGUGGACCGAAUGAUAUGGCGCCUACGAGUAUGAUUGGGGGAUCGGCGUUUAUUCCUGCUAAAUUCCCGCCUGGACCGCCUGAGACGAGGGGAUUUAUACCGUAUAGGCCGCAGGUGCUACUUGCGGAGCGGGAGGCAGCGGCUGCUGCUGCUGCUGCUGCGGCGGCGGCGGCGGCGGCGGCGGCUAGUAAUGAUGAACCUGUUGGUGAGGAACUUGAGGAGCAAAAGAAGGGGCAGAAGCUAGAGGAGGAAGCCCACACUUCUCGUGCUGCUGUUGGCAGUGGUUAUAGUUAUUUUCCUGCUGCUCAUCUGUCUCCUCCUCCCCCUUUCGUCAGCGAGGAAUCUGACGAUGAUGAAAUGCGGAGGCAGCAGCAGGAGCUUUUUGCGCCUGAACCUUAUGCUCCUGAUUUCGAGCAAGAUCUUUUCGAAGGCUCUCGUCGCGACGAAGGCUCUCCUGUUGUCCAGUACGUUUCUCCUCCAGCCGUCGAGGAGGAUGAUUCUUCUACUAUCAAAGAAGUGUCUUCUCCUGUUGUCAAGGAAGUGUCUUCUCCUGCUGUCAGUUCCUCCUCCCCCCUUGCUGCUGCUGCUGCUAUUGGUGGCGAGGAAAAAGAAGAGAAGCAAAAGGAUGAAGAUUCGCCUCCCGCUAUCGAGGAAGCUGCUGCUGCUCCUUCUGUCGUAACAGGUUCUUCUUCAACUCUGGCUGCUGAGAAACAGCGGAAGCAAGAGGAGGAAGAAGGUUCUUGCGCUGUCGGUGGUGGUGGUGGUGGUGGUGGUGGUGAGGAGGGGAAACAGGAGAAGCAAGAUGAUCAGGGCUCUACUCCUGCUUUAGCGCCUUAGAAGGGCUGGAAAAACGCAAGGAAAGCUGGGAGAGUUAAGGAGAAAUAUAAAGCGGGUCAUAAGAGGUUUGUCCUCCCCUGAUCACAGGAUUGGGUUGCAGCAAGGUCACGAUACAAUCGGGGCGUGGUAGCAUAAGUAAAAGAAGCAUGAAGCGUGCGGAGAUAGAGUAUGGAUAUUCCCCAGCGGUAGAUAGGGCGGUUAUUGCUAGAGUAAAUAUGAAUCGAUUGGAAGCG